UGGCCACACCACGAGGUCACCACCAGGCUGCGAGGCGAGACCCGCGAGCCUGCGAAAUGUUUGGGGGGCUGGGAGUUUGAGACUCUCAGAGAGCCCGUUUGAGUUUCCCCCCAACAAGAAAUCCCCAACUUUCCGAGUGUUGGGUCUGUCGGCAUCUACAGCUCUGCUCUCUCUCACCUCUGCGAGUCUGCAAUCUGCAGUGCUUUUCCUUGCCAUCGCCCAUUGGGCAUCAACUCGCCCAACGCCCAUUGCAGUAGGCCGUUGCAGCGCACUGGCACCGCCAACAGUGGCUGUCAUCGCCGUUUCUUCCUGUUGCAUUGGCCGCCGGUUCUCAACUGUAUAUCAGAAGACUUUGUAGUGGUGCACUUUUUCUGGCGAAAGGCUGCCAGCGACGGGAACCCUCAGCGGAGUUAUUACGGAUGUGCACUCUCAAAAACUCUGUCGAGAUUUCGGAGUGGAGAAGAAAGUAAAGUUGCGCCAAGCAACCUAUAAUUUCAAGAAACAGUCCAGACGGUUGGGGCGGCACUGAAGGAUGUAGUGUUUAACUUUAUCAUAAAAUGAUCCAACUGCAGAUUUCCUGAUAGACGUAUUUGCUCAUGCAGGAUUCAAAAGAUCAGCUAAUUCUCAUCCAUCCAACAUAACAAAUUUCUUUGGCCUUUCCUGUCAGAACUGAGACGUUGAGAUGAAGUGGGGGCGAACGGAUGGUAGUAUGGAAGACGGCAAUCCGUCGGUCUCGUCAUCAAGUAAUUCGCAGCCAGAUGAUGCCGCAAUGGAGUCUCGGCUCGUCGAAUUUUGCAAGGUAGGUUUGGCGCUGGACGAGAACAUGACAAACCAGGCGGUAGGGUUGUACCGGGAAAGCAAACAUCUUCUCUUGCUGAACAUGUCUGCUAUUGGGAGUGGCAGUCUGAAAGAAACAGAAAGAUUAUGGUUUGCGAUCGUCUUGUAUACUGUGAAGAGGCUUAGUGGUGCAGAUUCAUCAGAGACAACUGAAAGCGAACCGAAUGAUACUGGUUUUAGUUUAUACCAGCUGCUGAAAGUUGCUAAACUCAAUGUCAUUGAUUUCUUUAAAGAGAUGUCUCAAUUUUGUCUCAAAGCUGGCCCUGCUUUAAGCAAUCUCUAUGGAGCGGAUUGGGAGAGAAGGCUACAGGCAAAGGAGCUACAAACAAAUUUUGUGCACCUGACUGUUGUAAGCAAGUAUUACAAACGUGCAUACAUGGACCUGUUCUUGGCAAGUGGACAUGAAAAGAAACCGUCAGAACUUUCAGGCAAUCAGGGCCAUGUUCCUGAUUAUCUUCGAUUUGGGUGGUUGCUUUUUCUUUCAUUGCGUAUUCAUGCAUUUAGCCGAUUCAAGGACUUGGUAACAUGUGCAAAUGGGAUCAUUUCAAUAUUGGCCAUUCUAAUCGUUCAUGUUCCUGUUCGGUUUAGAAAAUUUUCUCUUCAGGAUACAUUACGCUUUGUUAGAAAGUCUGACAAGGGUGUGGAUCUUAUUGCUUCCCUUUGUAAUACUUAUCAUACCUCAGAGGAUGACCUGAAGAAAACUAUAGAGAAGGCUAAUAAUUUGAUAGUUGAAAUUUUGCACAAAACUCCCUCUCCUGCUUCAGAAUGCAAUGCAGAGUCCCUUGAUGAUAUUAUUCCUGAUGGUCUCACCUAUUUUCAAGAUUUAAUGGAGGAUCACUUAUUAUCAACAAGUAUGGAAAUUCUGGAAAAGGAUUAUGAGAAAGCAAUUCGUGACACUGGUGAGCUAGAUGAACGUGUUUUCGUAGAUGAGGAGGAGAGUAUAUUUGGAACUGGAAGUUUAUCAGGAGGUGCAGUGAGCAUGCCGGGGUCCAAGUGCAAGUAUGAAUCAUUCGCCUCACCAACAAAGACUGUAACAAGCCCACCAUCACCUCCAAGUUCUCCUCCAGCUUCAAUUACACACAAUAAUUUAGGCCUUUCUAGCUCAAAGAUGGCACCAACACCUGUAAGCAUAACAAUGACUACUGCAAAAUGGCUUCGGACUGUAAUUGGUCCUUUGCCUCCAAAGCCUUCACCAGAGUUGCAACACUUCCUCUCAUCCUGCGACAGGGACUUAACUGAGGAUGUUAUGCAUCGAGCUAAUAUAAUCUUGGAGGCCAUAUUUCCCAGCUCUAUUCCUGGAGAGCGGUGUAUAGCUGGUAGCCUUCAAACUGCAACCCGGAUGGACAGCAUAUGGGCAGAACAAAGAAGGGCAGAAACUCUAAAAUUAUAUUAUAGGGUUCUGGUUGCCAUGUGUAGGGCAGAAUCUCAGACAUUGCACAGUAAAAAUUUGACAUCAUUGCUAACAAAUGAGAGGUUUCAUAGGUGCAUGCUUGCUUGUUCUGCUGAAUUGGUUUUGGCAACACACAAAACAGUGACGAUGAUGUUUCCUGCAGUACUGGAAAGAACUGGAAUUACUGCCUUUGACUUGAGCAAGGUGAUAGAGAGUUUUGUUAGACAUGAAGAAACUCUUCCUCGAGAGUUGAAGCGUCACCUUAAUUCUUUAGAAGAACGUCUUUUGGAAAGUUUGGCAUGGGAAAGAGGCUCCUCAAUGUACAACUCUUUAAUUGUUGCAAAACCAUCUCUGGGUGCAGAGAUAAACCGGCUAGGACUUCUAGCAGAACCGAUGCCGUCGCUGGAUACAAUCGCAUUGCAACAGAACAUCACCGCUGGAAGUCUGCAAUCUCUCCCUGCUCUUCAGAAACAUGAAACUUCAUCUGAUAAUCAUGCUUCAACAUCUCCAAAGAAAGUCAUCUCAGACCCUGCAGGUGUUUUACUAGAGCGCAAUUCUUUCACUUCACCAGUUAAGGAGCACCUGGUGAGCUUUUCCUGUUUCAAAUCAAAGUUGCCGCCACCUCUGCAGUCAGCUUUUGCUAGUCCAACACGACCAAAUCCUGCAGAAGCUGGUGAAACAUGUGCUGAGAUGGGGAUCAAUGUUUUCUUCAGAAAGGUCCUCAAGUUGGCUGCCAUCAGAAUCAAGAGCUUGUGUGAAAGAUUACAACAACCUAAUACUGUAAUGGAGAGUGUUUACAGUCUCAUAAAGCAGAUUCUUGAUCAUCAGACAGCUUUGUUUUUUAAUAGGCAUAUUGAUCAGCUUAUUCUUUGCAGCCUUUAUGGAGUUUCAAAGAUAUCAAAUUUAAGCUUGACCUUUAAGGAGAUUAUUUUUAACUACAGAAAGCAACCUCAAUGUAAACCUCAGGUCUUCCGUUACGUUUUUGUGGAUUGGCCAUCAAGUAGUCACAAUGGGAAAGCAGGGCAGGAUCAUGUUGAUAUUAUUACGUUCUAUAAUGAGCUGUUUGUCCCAGCAGUGAAGCCUCUCCUUGUGGAGCUUGGUCCUGCAGGAACUCCCACUAAAACUGCUCGAGCAUCAGAAGAAAAUAAGACUGAUGGGCAAGCCCCAGGAUCACCUCGAGUGUCAUUGUUUCCUAGUCUUCCAGAUAUGUCCCCUAAGAAAGUAUCUGCAUCACACAAUGUCUAUGUGUCUCCUCUGAGAUCAUCGAAGAUGGAAACUUUGAUAUCACACAACUCGAAAAGCUAUUAUGCCUGUGUAGGUGAGAGUACUCAUGCAUACCAAAGUCCAUCCAAGGAUUUGACCGCCAUCAACAACCGGUUGAAUAGCAAUAGGAAAGUUAGUGGUCGGCUCAACUUUGAUGGGGCUGGUUUGGUCAGCGAUUCCCUUGUUGCGGGUAGUCUAUAUCCUCAAAACGGCAGCUCUGCUCCUGCUAUUGAUGCUGCUACUUUGAGUUCACCGUUGAAGCGCAAGCAAACAGAUAGGUAGUGCGUGAAUCCAUCCACCUUGUAUUUAAUCCCCAUUUUCUUGACGUUUUUUCUUUCGUGUGUACAUGCUCUGCUAGAUGUUGGGGGGUUGAAGGGGAAACUCGGUAUAUGGAAUGGCAUUGUCGACCCGCCGUUUCCUCUAACGUGCUACAUCCAGCCCCCACACACACAGAGCACUGGCGCUGUUCUUUCCUAACCAGCCUAAUUUAAUAAUAUCUUCUGAUUGUCUUGCCCUCAA
Nymphaea colorata (pocket water lily) is the source of this 4009-nucleotide messenger RNA. RefSeq names its product retinoblastoma-related protein. NCBI's taxonomy places the organism in Eukaryota, Viridiplantae, Streptophyta, Magnoliopsida, Nymphaeales, Nymphaeaceae. Gene Ontology annotation, cellular component: nucleus; transcription regulator complex; chromatin. The record is from RefSeq and is a predicted model, not a curated record. Gene Ontology annotation, biological process: negative regulation of G1/S transition of mitotic cell cycle; cell differentiation; regulation of transcription by RNA polymerase II. Gene Ontology annotation, molecular function: RNA polymerase II transcription regulatory region sequence-specific DNA binding. Bases 683 to 3772 code for a protein of 1029 amino acids. The transcript has 21 exons.